Messenger RNA from Danaus chrysippus (African queen), 1545 nucleotides. NCBI's taxonomy places the organism in Eukaryota, Metazoa, Arthropoda, Insecta, Lepidoptera, Nymphalidae. The record is from the annotation of a GenBank genome assembly.
AUGGCUGAAGAUUUAGAUGUUGAAGCAAUGUUAGAAGCACCUUAUAACAAAUCGGAUAUCACUUCCUCUUCAAAGCAUCGGCCGGAGAAGUAUUCCGAAAAAAACAGAGACAAAGAUAAGGACGGAAGUCGAAGGAGGAGUCGUUCAAAGGACCGGGAAAGAAGACGAUCGCGCGAUAAGGAUUCUAGACGUUCGAGGGAUAGGGAUGACAAACGAGAAAGAGACCGCGACAAGGAUAGAGACAGAGAUCGCAAUCGCGACCGGGAACGUCGUGACCACGACAAGGAUCGCAACCAUAGAGACAGGGAUAGGGAUAAGGACAGGGAUCGGGAGAGGGACAGGGAACGUGAAAGAGACAGAGAAAAGAGACGUAGUAAAGAUAAAGUCAAGGAACGCAGUCGUGAAAGGGAAAGAAGCCGCGACCAACAUCCUCCUAAAAGAGAAAAAAGUCGCGAUAAGGAAAGAGAGAGAAGCGAAUAUAGAUCAAAAUCAAGAGGAAUUGAACCCAAGCUAGAUGACCUACCUCCCGAAGAAAGGGAUUUGCGCACUGUAUUCUUAAGAGAUGUAAGACUUAUCACAUGCAAUAAGACAAGAAGAUUUAAGGGAAUAGCUUAUAUUGAGUUUAAAGAUGCUGAAUCUGUCCCCUUGGCUUUGGGCUUAACUGGUCAAAAAUUACUGGGUGUUCCUAUUAUAGUUCAGCAUACCCAAGCUGAGAAAAACAGGGUUGGAAACACAUUGCCCAACUUAGCACCAAAAACUAGCAAUGGUCCUACUAGAUUGUAUGUUGGCUCACUUCAUUUUAAUAUUACAGAAGAUAUGCUUAGAGGAAUCUUUGAACCAUUUGGUAAAAUAGAUCAUAUACAACUAAUGACCGAUCCUGAUACUGGGAAGAGUAAAGGCUAUGGUUUUCUGACAUUCCAUCACGCAACAGAUGCAAAGAAAGCAAUGGAGCAGUUGAAUGGAUUUGAGCUUGCAGGUAGACCAAUGAAGGUUGGAAAUGUGACUGAGCGUGCAGAUGGUGGUUCAAGCACACGGUUUGAUGCUGAUGAACUAGACCGUGCUGGAGUUGAUCUGGGUGCUACCGGCCGCCUUCAACUUAUGUUCAAAUUAGCUGAAGGCACAGGUUUACAGAUACCUCCCGCAGCGGCAUCAGUAUUGAUGGGCGCCGGCUCUACUUUAGUAGCACCACAGCCACAAGUAGCACCACCCAUUGCUACACAAUGUUUCAUGCUCAACAAUAUGUUUGACCCAUCAUCGGAAUCAAACCCCAGCUGGGACAUUGAGAUUAGGGAUGACGUCAUCAGCGAAUGCAAUAAACAUGGCGGGGUAUUACACGUGUACGUUGAUAAGGCAUCUCCACAGGGAAACGUAUACUGCAAGUGUCCAACAAUAGCAACGGCUGUGGCGUCUGUCAAUUCAUUGCACGGCCGUUGGUUUGCUGGAAGGGUCAUAACCGCGGCUUAUGUGCCCCUUGUCAAUUAUCACUCACUGUUCCCAGACGCGAUGACUGCACUAACACUAUUAUUGCCUUCUAAACAACGAUAA